UUGCGGUGUUUACAGGCGUCCGGAGCCUCUGGUGAGAUGGUGCUGUCUCCGACAGUGAUAUAACCUGAUUCACUGUGUCAUGUGAGAGUAGUUUGAGCGAAUAAAAAGUUUUUUAAAUAAUAAUAAUAAUAAAUUGGAGUUAGUUUUAAAUCAGAGCUGAGGAGCGCCAUGUAUCGGUCUCUGUACGCGUUCAAAUCGAAGGAGCCGAACUCGAUGCCGUUCGCGGCCGGAGAGAGUUUCCUCAUCCUGGAGAGGAGCAACCAGCACUGGUGGCUGGGAUCCCGCUGCAGCUCCGGAGAAACCGGCUACAUCCCGGCCUCCUACCUGGAGAAAAUCCCGGCUCCGGAGCAAGAUGAGGUUCUGCAGUCGAUAGACAGAGCCAUCGAGGGGAUCCACAAUGUGGCCAUGAAGAACGGCGGGAAGUACAACCUGGAGCAGAGAGAUGUGCUGCAGAAGCUGAUCCACCACAGGAAGGAGACGCUGUCUCGCCGUAGUCCGACUCCGUCCAAUCACAAAACAGGAAUUCCCUCCUCCAGCAGUGAGAUGUCUCUAAGCUCCGCCCACCAAACCCCCAACGGCCUGAGCCGGGCUUACAGCUGCCAGGCCAACGAGUCGAUCACAGAUAACGCAGAGAACGUGAAUGUACCGGGACUUUAUCAGGUUCCUCCUCAGCCUCGUCGAGCCGCUCCCAUUACCCCUCCCCCUCCAGAGAAACAAAAAGAUAAACGACGGCCAGGUCCUGAGGUUCCAGUCAGAGUGAUCUCCUCUGGCUCCGCCCACAUCCCCGGUCAGACCACCCCUGUUUCUCUCUCUCCGACCAUAAGCUCCACCUCCUCACAGUCUGGCUCCACCCACUCCAUCGUACUCUCUGAUGACAGCCUUCCCAGUGCGUCUAGCACUCCGCCUCCUGUGCCAAGCCGAUCGAAAGCUCCGCCCCCUCCUCCGCCUGACAUCUCGGACACUCAGAAGACCCCGCCCUUUCCUCAGUCUGAGCUCUCUCACUCUAAACAGACCACUCCUCAUCCUCCUCCACCUGAUCUGUCCCAAUCUAAAAAGACCGCACCCCUUCCUCCACCUGAACCCUCCUCUUCCUCCUCCUCGGACAAAGGUCCGGCCCCUCUAACCCAGCCUCAGCCAAUCAUGUCUCAGUCUGAGAUCGAGGAAGCCGAGUGGCCCUCAGCCCCGCCCUCUGUAUCUCUCAGCCCUACCACUACUGACAGCCCCAUGUGUCUGUCCUUGGUUCCCAUGACGACAGGGGCGGAGUUGAUUGAGCUGGUCAGGAAGAACACAGGCCUUAGUUACGAGAUGUCACGCGUCGCUGUGGGCAUCGUCGUCGGCCAUCUCCAGGCGACCAUCCCGGGGGCGGCGGCCGAGCUGGAGCAGGUGUUGCUCUCUUUGGUUGAGAACAAGGACCUGAGUGCGGCGUUGCCACGGGGACAGGUGUGUCACGAUGAGCAGCGGUUGGAGGUGAUCUUCAAUGAUUUAGCUCGUCACUGUGACGACUCGCAGCAGCGCAGCUGGGCUCUGUACGAGGACCACGAGCUCAUCGCGUGCUACCUGGAGGAGUUACUGCAGAUACUGACAGAUGCAGAUCCAGAGGUGUGUAAGAGGAUGUGCAGGGCCAAUGAGUCCGAGCCCGUACUGUCUCUUGUCUCUUAUUACCAGAUGGAACAUCGUGUGUCUCUGCGGCUGCUGCUGUUGAAGGUGUUUGGUGCGAUGUGUGGUCUGGACGCCUCGCUCAUCUCCACACUGCUCAACUCCAUCCUCCCCAUGGAGCUCGCACGAGACCUGCAGACCAACACACACGGUCGGAACACACACGAACAUCAGAAGAUGUGUUACACAGCGCUGGUGUUGGCCAUGAUCUUCUCCAUGGGGGAGCAGCUUCCCUACCACCAUUAUGAUCACCUGAACUCUGGAUUUAUUCAGUUCCUGUUAGACGUGAUUGAGGACGGACUUCCAUCAGACCCGACUGAACAGCUCCCAGACCUGAGUGUCAACCUGCUGCUCGCCUUCAACCUGCACCUCACAGUGCCGGACAGUAACGUGGUGAUGCAGACUCUCAUAAAGAGACAUAAUGUGAAAACUCUUACUGAGAAAAUCAUGCUGCUGCUCAACAGAGGAGAGGACCCUGUUUGUGUAUUUAAACACGCCCCCCUGGCUCCACACUCCGUACUCAAGUUCCUGCAGGACGUUUUCUCCAGUCCCAACACGGCCGACAUUUUCUACCACACCGACAUGAUGGUGAUGAUCGACAUCGCAGUCCGGCAAAUAUCAGACCUGUCUCCGGGAGAUAAGCUGAGGAUGGAGUACCUCUCGCUCAUGCAUGCCAUUGUGCGCUCCACCGAUUACCUGCAGCAUCAGCACCGUCUCUCUGACCUGCAGGCAGCGCUGCGGAGGAUUCUGGGAGAGGAGGACGACCCCGGCAAGGACGAGAGCUCGGCUCAGGCCAGAUACAUGGACAAGCUCAUAGUGCAGCAGAUUUAUAAAGAGUUCCCUCAGCUCGGCACAGAAUGACGGCUCCGUCCCUAAAGCUGACCGAGUGCACUGCACCGAGGUCCCUUACACACAGGGAGCAGGUGUAGAGUCGAACGUCAGAGAGUACGACAUGCACGAGGAAUUACUCAACAUAAAUGCUCGUAGAGACAAAACAAGUGCAUUACCAUAUUUUCCAGAUGAUCUACACUCUCUGAAAUACUUUGUUUCACUUUAUUAUAGCAGCUUUUUUAACCCAAAAGUCGAUCAGUGACAUCAUUAAGGUCCAUAAUCUCAAUUUAGAUGAAAAGAUUGUGUAAAAUAGCAGCAGCAAACAGCAGCGGUAGUAUACACACGUUUAAUUAAAAAAUAAUAAUAAUAUUUGGGUUGGGGGGGUUUUCAGUCAUCGUCUGCAUCAGUUCCAGCUACACCUGCACCUUUAGACUUUUGGAGGUGGAGCACUAAUGCCAAGUGACAACACACUGCAGUGGGGGGGGCGGGGGAGUGGGGGGGUUGGGGGGCGCUUGCUCAAGUUUUCAGAUUACAAUAAGUCAUACUUGAGAUGCUGUUCAGAUUUAUACACAGAUUAUAACAUCUGUAUGCACCUUAUAGUCUGGGAAAUACGGUAAUGAGUGCUGGAGGUCAGAUUACAUUAAACAGAUUGUAGCUAACUCAUGGACUUCCUCAGGCUUCUUCAUCAGCAUUAGGGAAUAAAUCUGAUCUAACAACCUGCAGUGGUUUUCCUUGUCCGUGUAGAGCACGCUUCCUCACGCUUCAUCACACUUCAACUGAAUCUCAGCUUUAAUCUCCUGAGCCUUAUAAACCUCCUGUGCUGUGUCCUAAACCGAGCUGUUCUGGUGAGCUUCAUACUGCAAUACUCUUAAUGUCCGUGUUUUUCAUCCAUUCAGUUGAUCAUUUUUGUUCAGAUACAUCUCACAUCGUCUCAGUCUCUACCGCUCUCCUCUUUUUUUCUGGGUCUUUUAGUUGAUUAAUUCCAUUAUUGUAACGUAAUGGAGGAGAACUUCUUUGCCUGUCUGUCCAGUAUUAAACAUUAGAUCAGGGGUACCUAGUGAGAUCUUUCUGUCAGUAUUAUAACCCGCACACACUCUUUAACUCGUACACACAGGAACAUACAGUAUGCCAAUGCAGAGAAACACUGAACUCAGAAUCCAAGGCGUGAUUGAGUGAACACGCUGUGUGUGAGAGAUUGUGUGGAAGUGAUGAAUUGAGUGUGAAUGUGUUUCAUGUUGCUUUAAUGAUGUGUUAAAGCUGAGACGAUUGUGUUCAGAAGGGAAUUAGUAACAAAAUGUAUUUUCGUAAAAGUUUACAACACUAAUAAAGAUGCCAGUCAUCCUAAUGAACAUUAA
Ictalurus furcatus (blue catfish) is the source of this 3842-nucleotide messenger RNA. RefSeq names its product NCK-interacting protein with SH3 domain. Gene Ontology annotation, biological process: endocytosis. The coding region runs from base 169 to 2517 and encodes 782 amino acids. Gene Ontology annotation, molecular function: protein binding; Arp2/3 complex binding. The transcript has 13 exons. The record is from RefSeq and is a predicted model, not a curated record. NCBI's taxonomy places the organism in Eukaryota, Metazoa, Chordata, Actinopteri, Siluriformes, Ictaluridae.